Messenger RNA from Eruca vesicaria subsp. sativa (arugula), 358 nucleotides. Lineage: Eukaryota; Viridiplantae; Streptophyta; Magnoliopsida; Brassicales; Brassicaceae. The record is from the annotation of a GenBank genome assembly.
AUGACGAACAUCCGCGAAAUAUGGUCGUGGAACAAGACAGAAGAGAUGAGUUUGGUGCGGGAGGCUCUUAGAAGGUGUAAUUACAUCUCUGUAGACACCGAAUUUCCGGGCUGUCUGAAAGAGACCACCAUGGAAGCAAGCGACGAUACUCGUUACCAGAACUUGAGGUUCAAUGUGGACGAAACCAAACCAAUUCAACUGGGUUUCUCUUUAUUCAACAGUGAAGGAAGAAUCAGCGGAACCUGGGAGGUCAAUUUCUCCGACUUCGACGAGACAGAGGAUCCUUGCAACGAGAAAUCCAUCGCCUUUCUCAAGCGUAACGGGCUCGAUUUCCAGAGAAUCAGAGAGGAAGGGGUUG